Molecule: messenger RNA, 864 nt
Organism: Puccinia triticina
Lineage: Eukaryota; Fungi; Basidiomycota; Pucciniomycetes; Pucciniales; Pucciniaceae
Exons: 6
Coding region: 1-864 (287 amino acids)
Biological process (GO): regulation of mRNA splicing, via spliceosome; mRNA processing
Cellular component (GO): spliceosomal complex
Molecular function (GO): RNA binding
Source: RefSeq, a predicted model, not a curated record
AUGGGCGAUGCAGGGUUCUUCAAAGGCACAUCAAGCGAACAAGAUACUCGGUUCAAAGACAAGGAGAAAUCCCUUCUCAAGUCGAUCAACUUUCCCAAAGAACUAGACCAGAAAGUCGACAUGCGGAAGGUGGAGCUUUCGGUCAUGAGACCGUGGAUCACAGACAAAAUAAUGGAGUUACUCGGCUUCGAAGACGAAGUAGUGGUCGAAUAUGUUAAUGGCUUGCUAGAUGAUCCCACCAGUCCCAUCGUCGAUCCCAAAAAAAUGCAAAUAAAUCUGACCGGGUUUUUGGAGUCGAAGACUGGACCGUUCAUGGCAGAACUCUGGGCGCUACUAAUCUCUGCUCAGCAGUCACCCCUCAAAGUCCCUGCCUUGUUUAUCGAGCAAAAGAAAGAAGAGAUGCGCAAGAAAGAGGAAGCGGAUCUCGAGGCCCAAGCUGCGAUCAAACGACGGCAAGAGCUGGAGGAAGAAAAAGAGCGCAAGCUGGCAGAAAUCCGACGUCGUGAACGAAGCCAAGGAAAUGGUCGAGGUGGUUACUACGGCUAUGAUAACUCGCAAAGAAAUGGAUCAAGAGAUGAUGGUCCGAGUGGCUAUGCUCCCCGAGGCAACUUCGUCCCCCCUCGUGGCAGAGAUUCAGGAUGGGGGAGUCGCGGCGGGGCCAGAGCCUCAGAUAGCGCAAUUAGAGAGCCAUCGUCUACUAGGAGACGCGAGAGGUCUCGCUCUCGUUCUCGGCCUCUCCUUCGCCACGCCCACAUCGCCGUGACGAGGACUCGUCAAGGUCCCAUCGGCGUGGCUCGCCCCAUCGAGGCCAUCGUGGAGAACGUGCACCUUGAGCCUAAUAUGGCGAUCCACAGCAUGUCUUAA